This is a messenger RNA of Telopea speciosissima, 510 nucleotides long. Its product is annotated as disease resistance protein L6-like. The coding region runs from base 1 to 510 and encodes 169 amino acids. The transcript has a single exon. The record is from RefSeq and is a predicted model, not a curated record. Gene Ontology annotation, biological process: signal transduction. NCBI's taxonomy places the organism in Eukaryota, Viridiplantae, Streptophyta, Magnoliopsida, Proteales, Proteaceae.
AUGGCUGCAGCUCAGGCUUCUUCUUCUUCAUCAUCAUCAUCAUCCUCUUCUGGUUCAGCUACUUAUGAUGUUUUCUUGAGCUUUCACGGCAAAGACGUUCGCCAAAAUUUCGCCGAUCACCUCUACCAUGCCUUGAUUAAUGCUGGAAUUAAAACAUUUAGGGAUGAGGAUGAACUCCGUGAGGGAAAAGAGAUUGGCCCGGAGCUCCUCGAUGCAAUCCAAAAGUCUAGAAUCUGCAUUCCUAUCUUCUCGGAGAAUUAUACAUCAAGCAAAUGGUGUCUGAAUGAGGUAGCCGAGAUAUCUGAAUGUAGAAGAACAAAGGAUCAGAUCGUGAUGCCCAUUUUCUACAAAGUUGGACCAACCGAUGUGCGAAACCAGACCGGUACAUUUGAGAAGGUCUUUCAAGAACACCAGAUGCGGUUCAACGAGACAACCAUACAAAAGUGGCGAAAUGCUCUGAAAGAGGUUGGAAAUUUGAAAGGAUGGCAUUCGGAAAAAGACACUACGUAA